GGUGAUGGUGGUAGUGAUUGUGAAAUAUGCACUAAAGAAAACACGACACUGAAAGAGAAAAUUAAAAGACAAAUGAAAUAAAAAAAUAACCAAGAAAUUAGCAAAUAAAAAGUGAAGUGACAGAUAAAUAAAUAAGUAAAGAAAGAAAAAGAAAAUAAAGAAAAUAAGUCACAGGAAAUGAAUGAGAGAAAAAUAUAUUAAAGAGAAAAAAGUUAUGAUAGAAAAAGAAAGAAAGAAAGAUAUAUAAGACAAUAGAAAAAUAUAAUAAGCAAAGAAGGAAAGAAAAAGAAUACAUAGAAAUAAUUAAAGAGAAAAGAGAGAGAGAGAGAAUGAGACUAGACUUGUACUCCUCCAUCUCUGCCUCUUCUCCUCUUAAUGAAUAAAUAAUAAUAAUGAUAAUAAGGAAGAGAAAGAUUUUUGCCAGUAUGAGGAAGGAGGGGGAGAGGGAGAGCUGAUACUCUCCCCCCUUCCCUUCCCUUCCCUUAAUUCCCUUCCCUUCCCUCCUCUUCCUCUCUUUCUUCCCUCCCUCCUGUUUCUAUUUCUUCCCUUCAUUUUCUUUUCCUUCCCUUUUCUUCCCUUCCCUUCCCUCCCUUUAAUUCCCUUCCCUUCUCCCUCCUUCCUUUCCUCCUUCCUUCCUUCCUUCCUUCUUGAUUUCCUUCUUUCUUUUCCUUCCAUUUCUUUUCCUUUCUUUCCCCUCCCUUUCCUUUCCUUCUCUUCACUUUCCCCUCCCUUUCCUUUCCUUCUCUUCACUUUCCCUUCCCUUUCCUUUCCUUCUCUUCACUUUCCCUUCCAUUUCCUUUCCUUCUCUUCACUUUCCUUUCUCUUCCUUUUCCUCCCUUUUCCUUCCUUCCCUCUUCUCUCCUCUCCAUUCCAUCCUUUCCCAUCCCUUUCCAUCCCUUCCCUUCCCUUCCCUUCCCUUCCCUUCUCCUGCUCUUCAAAAUGGAUGCGUUAGCAGGAGACAUUGAAAUCCACCUUCCCCCUGAUGAGGAAGAAGACCCACAUGUGAGGGUCACGGGGUCAGCUGAGACAGUGAAGAUCGCUGGGUCACUGGUGCGGCAGUAUCUGGAACCCCCCAACAGAGUGACUAUGAAGAUGGACGUUUCAUGGACGCACCACUCACACAUCAUCGGCAAGGGGGGCAACACCAUUCAACCUGUGGUCAAGAGAACAGGCGUGACCAUCCACUUCCCUGACGGCAACAAGAGCAGUGAGAUGAGGAAGAGCAACCAGGUGAGCAUCAACAGCCGAGGCGAGGACCUGCACGGCCUGGAGGAGGCACGCAAGGCCAUCAGGAGCCUCACGCCCCUGGACUUCAACUUCACCAUCCUCUCCACCGUCCAGUUCAGCGGUGCCAUUGUGGACUCGACCAUGCUGGUGCUACAUGUGCAGAGUACUUUUGGGGUUAAGGUUGAGUUGAGGGUGCUGAAGGAGAUGACUCUGGUUGGUGUGGUGCGAGGGAGUGAGGAGGAGGCCCAGAAUGUCAUUGAUGCAACCAAACACAUUCUGCAGGCCUACUGUUGCAACCUGGCUAACCAGGUGCCCAUCCAGAUGACGAUGGAGGUGUCGCCGCAGCACCACGCCUUCGUCAUGGGCCGCAACCACGAGCACAUGAAGCGCAUCAUGCACCGCACCUCAACCAACAUCACCUUCCCGGACUGGAAUGACUCCUCGCUGCCCCAGAUCAAGAAGUCCACGAUCACCAUCUCCGGCUCCAUUGAGAACGUGUACCUCGCGCGACAAAACAUUAUCGGCUCCCUUCCGCUGGUGCUGAUGUUCGACCUCGCGGCGGGCACGGUGACGGACAUGGCGGAGGUGACCCAGAUGAUGCAGAUGCUGGACGUGCAGAUCAUCAUCAAGACCAGUCGACCCGAUGGACGCCGACCUGUGGUGGUGAAGGCAGCUGAGAGGAAUGCAGAGAACCUGUAUGAAGCCUGGCGGAUGUUGAACAAGGUGGAGGCGACCAUUCCCAAAGCCAGCAUCCCUUCCCUGUACCAUGUCACAAGCUCGGUGCACAACCUGAACUCUUGCCAUGGCCUCGUAGGGUGGACGGGGGGCGACCGAGGUGACCCCUCCCCCCUCCCCUCCCCCUCCCCCACCAACACCCCCACUCCCCCCACACCCCAGCUCAACUCCCUCUCCAACACCUCUCUCUGGGGCGGCCUCACCUCCUCCGUCACCACCACCACGCUACUGUCACACCCUCGUCAUGACCCUAUGUCCCCAACUUCCACCUUCUACAACGGCAACCCGUUCUGCAAUGGUGCCGUCAACUACAACAACAACAACAACAGCAAUCACCACAACCUCGGCGGCUUCAAUAAUAACAACAACUACAUCUUGCCGCCCCCACACGCCUUCCCUGGCAGCGGUGGAUCAGUGGCCGCCAACCUCGACUCCUUUGUCCUCAGCAUGAAGGGAAUAUCGCUGGCUAAUGGCGAGCUCUCGUGUGGCACCAGCACCAACAGCGGCAGCUCCUUCUCCUCCCCGUCACACUCCCCCUGCGACUCGCCCCCAGACCAGACCCUGCUCACCCUCCCCCCCAACACCACUGCCGCCACACCCACCACCACGGCUGCCAACGCCCCCACCACCACCUGUGCCACCCCCCUCAACCACUUCUCGGAGGACGCAACGCAGACCUCGGCGGACAUGGAUACGUUGUCUGCACUGCUGAAGGACCUUGACUGGCGUGCGCCGGGGUGCGAGAAAAAUUACCUUGAACGCGUGGCCGCACAGAAGACACUCUCUGACUACAGUUCCAAGAAGGUGGAGGCUGCCCGGGCCAUGAAGCAGGACGUUGGUUCUAACCCGCGCACCCCCACCUCCAGCUGGUCUGGCUAUGGCUUCAGCAAGAGCAUGCCGGGCUUCAUGAUACGACAGAAGCUGCAGGAGGCCAAGGACAGUGUGCAGAACGGAGUGGCCAGGAAUGGACUAGAGGAGUGGGGCGACACCUGGCAGCAGAAGAAUGACGGUGGUGGUUGUAACGACAGCAGCGGAGGUGGAAGAGUGAGUGGACUGAGUGGCUACACGUCCCCCGCCUCCUCUGCUCAGACGGUGGCCAGCCUCAACUAUCACAACAUGGCCCAGGUGGCGAAUAAGUAUCCUCUAACAAGCGACAAGGUUCUGAUGGGCCUAAGUGGGCGCCCUGACGUCAACCUGUCCGCCAGCAACUUCAUGGACUGUGUGUUGAAGCGACGGGACAGGGACAACACCCUCUCAACUGUCACGCCCACCGCCGGCCGCCACACUGCCCCUGCCCAGCACCUUGACAUAACCUCAAUACUCACGGACAUAGAGUUGCCGCAGUAUAUUGACAUGUUCACGGGACAGGAGGUUGACCUCAACAUGUUCAUGACGCUGGAAGACCACGACCUCAAGGAGCUGGGCAUCACCAUAUUUGGACACCGCAAGCGCAUCCUCAUGGCCAUAAAAGAGAUGUCUUGCAAGCUGUCUCUCUUUGGCAGUGGAGUGGGUGGAAGGAGCACUAACAGAGGCCUGGGUGGAGUAGUGAGCCGAGUGGACCAUCGCCUCAACCCAUCCACUCUCGGUCCCUCCACUGUCCCCUCUGGCUCCUCCUCCUCCUCCUCUUCCUCCCCGGCAGCUACUUGGACAAACUUGUAGGCAGGGACACGCUAUCAAGGGUCUGUAUCUUAUGGCUGCUACUACUGCUACUACUACCACCACUACUACUACUACUAACCAUUGACUCGUAGGCUUAAUAUUCAGACCAAAACCUGACACAUUGAAGGGAAGGGAAGGGAAGGGAGGGGAGGGAAGGGAAGGGCUCUUGACAAAUGAUAUAUAGAGGGAGGGAGAAGGAUUGAAGUGUAUUUUUAUAGGAUAACAAUAGGCUUAGAUCUUCUUUAUGAUGCUAUUCUGACACACCAGGGAGAGGAGCUUACAUUGCUCGCUCAAGGUUCAAGGAUAAGCGACAGAAAUUAUAGAUGUGUAGACAUUAGUGAGUGAGUGAGGGCGUGAAUGGAUGGAUACAAGGAGAGGGAGAAACACACACACACAUUUGACUAGAAAAACCUUUGUAGGGGAUGAAAAUAAGGAGAGAGAGGGUGCGUGACUUCUUAUAAUGAAAAACGCUUGACUUAGAGAGAAUAAAGAAGGAAGAAAUACGUGUGUGAAUGCGUUAACAGGAAAAGAAGAAAAAAAGGAAAGAUUACAUGACGUACUUAAAACUUGUAAUGGGAGACACCUGACUUAUUUGAGAGUAUGUGGAGAAGGAAGGAAUCUAUAAGUAUGACACAGGAAAAGGACAAACACAGACAUUUGACCCAUGAAAAAAACCUUGUAGUGAGUGGUGAGACAGAAAGAUUGUUACAUUACUUACUCAAGAUUGAAAUGAAAGAUACUUGACAGAGAGAAUGUUACGGAGAAAAAGGAGGAACACACACAUGCAUUUGACUUAGAAAAACACUUUGAUGGUGAAGAUUAGGAUAGAGAGGUUAAAUUACACUACUCAAGCUUGCAAGAAAUAUUACAGACUUUGAGAAUGAAAAAGAAUGAAUGAAGGAGAAAAAGGAGGAACACACACACAUAAAUUUGACUUCGAAAAAACUGGGGAAACUUAGAGAAAAAAGAAAGGUUACGUUACACUGCACUACUUAAACCUCUAAUGGAAAACACUUGACUUCCAUAGAUAAGGAGAACCAUAGCAUAUAGUGAAUGACUGAGUGUGUGAAUGUGCUGCAAGGAAGGGAGGAACACACACAAAUUUGACUUAGAAAACCAUUAAUGGUGGACACUAGAGGUCACUUACACACUUGAGACUGAAAAUACUAAUGUAGAAUUUAAUGCAAGAUGAGGAAAAGGACUUUGUGAUUUACUGAUGGACUUAGUGAUGGAUGAAUGCCAAUACUUAAGGUUGUUAUAGGAGUGGACAUACUAGACUGAAUAAGAAUAGAAUUUAAUGAAAGAAAAAGGAGAAGGACUUUGUAAUUUAGUGAUGAAUGAAUGGCAAUACUAUACAAGGUUACUAUAGUGGAAAUACCAGAAAAUAAUUAUAGAAUUUAAUGAAAGAGAAAAGAAAAGGACUUUGUAAUUUAGUGAUGAAUGAAUGGCAAUACUAUACAAGGUUACUAUAGUGGAAAUACCAGAAAAUAAUUAUAGAAUUUAAUGAAAGAGAAAAGAAAAGGACUUUGUAAUUUAGUGAUGAAUGAAUGGCAAUACUAUACAAGGUUACUAUAGUGGAAAUACUAGAAAAUAAUUAUAGAAUUUAAUGGAAGAUAAAGGAGAAGGACUUUGUAACUUGUGAUGAAUGAAUGGCAGUGGUUACUAUCGUGGAAAUACUAGACUGAAUAUAGAUCACUAGCUCAAGAAGGAGAGAGAAAGUGAUUAAAAUGUUAGAUAAAAAAAGUUGAGACAAAGAAAACUAAUGACUCGAGAAGGAGAAAAAUAUAGUUGGGUAAAGUAAAUGUUACGGACAAAGGAAGUGAGGUCAAGAAAGUAACUCCAGGCUUGAAAAUACAUCAGAAAAAGAUAAACACUGGCUCAAGAAGGAGAGAGAGAAAGUGAUUAAAAUGUUGGAUAAUGAAAGUUGAGACAAAGAAAACUAAUGACUCGAGAAGGAGAAAAAUGUAGUUGGGUAAAGUAAAUGUUACGGACAAAGGAAGUGAGGUAAAGAAACUAACUCCAGGCUUGAAAAUACAUCAGAAAAAGAUACACACUGGCUCAAGAAGGAGAGAGAAAGUGAUUAAAAUGUUGGAUAAAGGAAACGAGACAAAGAAACCAACUCCCGACUGAAAAAAACACGUGAAAAAGAGAUGGAUAUGUUCGCUCAAAAAGUCCUCGGUGUAUGCAUUCAAACUCUACUAACUAAACCAUGACCUCUGUGGCCCGAUACAUACUCGUCUGUGACUCGUCUGUGACACGUCUGGCAACCAAAAGCCAUACAUGAUAGCCUGUUACGUAUAAGACCUCCCUGUAUGUAUGUAUGUAUGUAUGUAUCCGCAUGUGUUGCUAUAUAUAAGAACAAACAGUCCCUCAAUUUCUACACACACAAAUGCAAAUAAUUGUUUUUAUUAGUUCAAUGUAGAAACAAAAGGACAUCAACAAUUAGAUCUUUAGUUUGUUUACGUAUAAAGUUUGUCAUGUAAACAUUAUAUAUGAAAGGACUUAAGUGAGGGAUUUGUAUAGGAAUUUAAGUAUUAGUAUAAGUCUUGUAUAUUGUGUGUGUGUGUGUGUGUGUGUGUGUGUGUGUGUGUGUGUGUGUGUGUGGUGCCUUGUGAGUAAGAGUCAAUAUUGCUGUGAAUUCUGCCUGGUCAAGUGCCUUGUAUGGAGCAAUAGAAGGAGAAGGAGGAGUAGGAGAAAGAGGAAGAAGAGGAGGAGGAGGAGGGGGAUAAAGCAACCCUCUUCUUGCAUAAUAAAACUCUUCUCUUCCUUUCAUAUAUAAGAAACAGAGGAAGAAGAAGAAGAAAGAAGAUAGAUAAGGAAAAGAAGAAGGAGGAGGAGGAGGACGAGAAGUAGUAAUAUCAAUAGGAAUAUCAGGAAGAGGAAGAGGAGGAGUAGGAGAGAGAUGGACAACAAGACCUGUUUCUACUAUAACAAAACUCCUCCUUCUCCUUUCCAUUCCUCCACACACACAUACACCCAUCCGGCCCUAUGUGCGUAUCCGUGUCUGUGUGCGUGCUUAUUAAGGGACAAAAAUGGCCUAGAUCCCGCCCUGACAAUCGACCUUAACUCUUCAUAUCCGUUACCCGCCUUUACGAUCGACCUUACUACAUGUUCAUUACGAGUCUAUAUACUUGUGAUAUUAAUUAAGCUAAUGGGAGAUUGUGUGAGCCAGGCCGAUUACAUAGUCAGUCCGUCAGUCAGUCAGUCCCUUCAUUCAGUUAGUCAGUCCGUCAGUCAGUCAGGAAGAUGAAUUUGCAUUGUAUAAGUCCUGCGAAAUUGAGUCCGUUUUUCCCUCGUGUGUUUUUAUAUGAAUUUUGCUGUUUAUUAUUAUCAUUAUUAUUAUUAUUAUUGAUGUUCUUUGAUGUUGAGGGUUUUGAGUUUUCUUAUGAGUAGAUGUUUAUUGAAAGAAAAAUUUUGAUGUUUCUCUUUUUGUUUAUUUAUUUACGUGUCUUUGAACAGAUAGACGAAAUAGCUUGAAAAUAAAAAGAAAAUUGUCAGAAAAAAAAAACGAAUAAGUUUAAAAAAAAAAAGAAAAUAGUGUGAAAAGAAACAUGAACUAGAAAUUAAUUAAAGACGAAUUAUUAAUAAUGCCUGGAAUUUAUCGAUGAAUUUAUUUACUUUUUUUAAUUCAUGCGCGAGAGUUGCCGGGACAAAAAGGUGGAACUAGAUCGCCAAUUUGUCCUUUUUUUUAACAGGCGCUUCAAGAAAAGUUUUAUUUUGAACUGAUACUUUUGUUUUUGAAUUUAAUAUUAGCAUGCAUGAAUUUUUGUCGUUUGGUAUGAGUUGAGUUGUCUUUAUCAUUUUAUUUUCUGCUCGAGUGUUUAUUCUGUUUAGAGGAAGUCAAUUAUUAUCAUUGAAAAAGUUUAUUAUUUUCUGUUAUUUAUUAUAAAGUUUAGGUUUAGAUUAAGUAAAAAGUUUGUAUCCGUGAAUGUAGAAGGUUUUGUGAGCUAUUAAUUUUGGUGUUCUUUAGAAGAAAAAAUCAUUAUUAUUAUUAUUCAUGAAUUUAAAAGUUAUUGUCAAUUACUAUAUUUUCUACUAAUGUCUUCUUCAAUUGUUCUUUGCAGGAAUUUAUACAUCUAAUUAUACAUGAUCAUUAGAGUUUCUUUAUCUUGUUGAGAGAGAUCAAUAUUAUCAUUCAUCACUUUAAAAGGUUCUUGUGAAUGAUCAUUUUUAUCUACUCAGUGAAUUACUCGAUAAACUGUUCAUAUUUAUAUAUUGAACCUUCAAAACAUUUUAAAUCUUAUUAUUCAUGACUUUAAAGAUUUUGUCACUACUAUUUUUCUACUCCAGCAUAUUUUUAUUAUUAUUAUUAUUCAUGAAUUUAAAAAGUUCUUGUGGAUUAUUUUUCCACUCUAAGAGAAAUUCAAAUUAUUAUUCAUGAAUUUAGAAGUAUAUGUGAAUUAGUAUUUUUUCUACUCCGUGUUCUUGAGAGGAAUUUCCAUCCGUAAUUUAGUCAUUCCUGAAUUUCCGUUCGUAGCGGCGUCUUGCUUAUGUUGUGGUCUAGCUAGUCCGUGUAGUUUAGGAGCGGCGCAGGAAGGCCAGGCAAGGCAGGGCAAGGCAGGGUAGGGCAGGGCGGCCACUCGCACCGCCGACUCGUUUUAGAGUUUUAUUUCUUUUACGUGUUGCCAAGAGUUUGUUUUAGUUCAUGUUCAGUGCAGCGGGCAGCCCCCUGCAUGGCUGCCGCCCCCCUCCAGUGUGGGGGGGUGGCGGCUGAUGCACUUUUAGCAAAUAUGUGAAACUUCAAAAAAAAGUUUAUUUUGAGGUUUUCAAAAUUUUGAUUUGUUCUGUUUUGAAUAAAGAUUCCAUAUUAAUAA
This is a messenger RNA of Eriocheir sinensis (Chinese mitten crab), 8435 nucleotides long. It is a transcript of the gene BicC, whose product is annotated as protein bicaudal C homolog 1-like. The transcript has 18 exons. The coding region runs from base 940 to 3621 and encodes 893 amino acids. The record is from RefSeq and is a predicted model, not a curated record. NCBI's taxonomy places the organism in Eukaryota, Metazoa, Arthropoda, Malacostraca, Decapoda, Varunidae. Gene Ontology annotation, cellular component: cytoplasm. Gene Ontology annotation, molecular function: RNA binding; protein binding.